Messenger RNA from Paramecium octaurelia, 1024 nucleotides. Lineage: Eukaryota; Ciliophora; Oligohymenophorea; Peniculida; Parameciidae. The record is from the annotation of a GenBank genome assembly.
AUGACGUAUUCAUUGGAUUGCUUUUUAUCACAUGUUUUUACUUUUGAAAUUCAAUAUGCUAGAAUGGUUUGGUAAAUUAUUAUGCCAUUUCUUUAUAUUACAUUCUUUUUAUUGUGUUAUUUGCUUGCUGUUAAAUUUAAGAAUAUAACUUAUAAUAGAAGUGUCAAAACAACUACCCUUAUCUAUAUGUACAUCUAUUUAUAGCCAAGUUUAAUUGGAGGAUUCGUUCAACUGAUCUCAUACAGAGAAAUAUCAGGUUAUAGAUGGGUAUAAUCCAAUGUUUCUUAGAGAUUUGAUACUCCUUAUCAUGUAAGAUGGAUGAUUGAAUUUUGUUUGCCUAUGCUUUUGGUUCUGGCUAUUCUCAUCCCAAUCUAUUUCUUUUAAGGUCUUUACAAUAAUUCACACUAAUUAGAUGAAAAGAAAGUUAGGCUAUAGUGGGGUUAUCUCUAUAAUGAAUACACUAAAACAGCCUAUUUUUGGGAAGUGAUCAAAAUAUUGCAGAAAGAAUUAAUGAUCAUUUUUUUAACUUAUUAUGAUGACAGUGUCAUUAUUAAAGCUACUAUCAUUUCAUUAAUUAUAGGAGUGUAUUUAGAAUUAAGUCUAAAGUACAAACCUUAUAAUCUGAAUAAUCUGAUAUAAAAUUGCACUCGGAUAUAAAUGGAAAUAAAUAUAGGAGUUCAAGAGACUGUUGAGAUCCCACGUGUUUAAUCUUUUAUAGAUAAAAUAUUUAAAUAGAAUUCCUUGAUGGAGCAAGAGAUUAAUGAAAAUAAAGCUAUAGGAAUUAAGAUAUUUGAGGAUAUUACAGAUAUGUAAUCAACAAAGCAUAAACAUCUUUGUGAAGAAAUUCCUUAAGAUGAAAGCCGAGAUGUAAAAGAAAUAUUAUAGAUUAUAGGUGCUGUAUAUUUAUUUGGAUUAUUCGUUUUUCCAAAUUAACCUAGAGCAUUGAUGCCUUGGCUAUAGAAACAAAUCAGAUCAGAAUAUAACCAAUUCCUAAUCUGAAUUUGAUUAAUAGAACAUAAGAGUA